GGAAGAAAAGGAGAAAAAAGGAGGAGGAGGAGGUACAAAAAGGCUCCGCAGUCAUUCAGUCUGUCACACAGACCACACAAGUCAGCGGAUCGUCUAUAUAUUCAAACCUUGUCCUGAGAAAGAGCUGAGAUUUAAGUGAGAAGAAACGUGAUGAAAAGCUUUCUUCUGUAACGUAAAAGAGCGAUCUGAACGGAAUAAAAGGAGCUGGGGACGAUGAGAGGCUUUUGCGGAGUCAAUCACUUGCUUGUCUUGCUGUUGGCUGCUGCUGUGGCAAUGGCUGCGGAGCCAUCCUUCAACUUGGCCAGCGAGAGGAGUUCGAUUGAAAGUACUUAUGAGCUGACCAAAUAUCUGGAGUACCAGCUCAAAGAAAUCAAAGACGUGUAUCUGACGUAUCUGGGCCCACCAUUCAAUGAGAAAGACUUCUCUCCUCCUCGACCCAACAGUACUGCUCUUACUCUGCCUAGUGCUGCCACUCGACUGGAGCUGUGGCAUGGCCUGGAGAACCAAGCCCGGCUUGCCCAGAACCAAAGGGCUUACUCCGUCUUACUUGCAGCUGUCAGAGAGCUGGCCCGCUCAACUCUCUGCCCCUCCCUCAAGACUUCACUGCUGCACUUUUGCACGGGUCUGGAUGGGCUGCUGGGCUCGAUUUCUGCACUGAUGACCACCCUUGGUUACUCGUCUCCUCCUCAGUCUACAAACGUGGGAAUGGAUGCUAGCGAGCUGCAGUACUCACAGAGGGGGGCAGGGGGCGACCAACCAGCUCCACUUAUGAGCCAGAACCUUUACAGAUCCAGAGCUGGAUCAAGAACAGAGUCUGGUCAGCGCAGCAGCCAAAGAAGGGGUGGGACAAAGGUGGUCAGAGGAGAGCGUGAUGAUGGUGCCAGUAUGGACCUGAUGGCAAAAAGGAGAGGUAAAGAGGGCAGGAGAGUGGACAUGACCAUAACUGGAGGAAGGAGCGGUGGAUCAAGGGACAAGGGGAAAGGAGAAAGAGGGAGGAGAGAGAAGAGGGAAGAGCCUGAGAGAAGGAAAAAGGCUGCCACCAAAAAGGAAAUCGGAAAGGUACUGGAAGUGAAUUUGCUGGAGCAAAAGAGAGAGGUGAAAAAAUGGGGGAGAAGUUUGCUGAAUUUCGAAGAGGAUGCAGAGGAGAAAGACGGGCAGCCUGAACUCAGAGUUGAAGUGUCAUAUCUGAGCACAGGAGUAACAAUAAACCAACAAACUAACAACAAUCAAUACAGCUUCAACCUAAAUUCAUAUCAUCCAGACACAAUCAGAGAAGAAGAUAGAUUUAUUCCAGAAAGAAACAAUAAGAAGCAAGAAGAUUUAGAUGCUGCAUCCUCUUCCUCCCAUCAUCAGCAAAAUCGACCUCCUCGCUCCCUCCUCUCCCCGACCCUCCAACCUCCUCUGUCCACAUUCUCCCUCCUGUAUCAGUUUGGAGCAGGUGAGGAGCACACCCUCCUCCCCCAGACUGUUCCUCUUUCUUUACAGAGGGGCACAUCCCUUCUCUCACCCCCCUUGAAUCCACUGUUCUCCUCUUCCAUCACCUCCACCUCUUCACUCCUAUCAGCGCAGCCAACAGUGAAUGAUUUUGCCAGGAAGGUGGAGGGUUUCUGGAUACUGCGAGAGCUGCAGAGCUGGCUGUGGCGAUCAGCAAAGGACUUUAAUCGCCUCAAGAGAAGACUCAGAGGCUGAGACAUUUAGAUGGAACUGGAUGAUGAGACACGCAGAAAUGUAAAAGUACAGUAACAGCAGAAAUCUUUUGUCUCCACAAAGCCUGAGAGAAAGUCAAUUGGGAAAAUAUUAACACAUUUGGGCUCAAGACAUUCAUUCACACCAUACUGGAAUGAGUGAAUCAAGGACUAUUUGGCAGGUCACCAGACUUGCUACUGGAAUAUAACACACACAAAGCCAUCACAUUACUAAUGCUGUCACAUGCCUAACACACAUAGCCGGUCAUUGAGCAGAAAUCACUCAGACGGGGUCUGAGUUACCGGACUUAACGGCUCACAGAUUAACAGAAAUGCCAGUGUAGGUGGUUAUAGACACACAGAGAUGGAGCCAGACCGAGUGACAGGCAGCAAGACAGACAGUGCAGCCAUUGAGUGCAAACCAGUUCAGUGACCUCAGAUGUGUGAAUCAGCAAAUAAUCAUUUUCUCUAAAGGAAGAAGGAAAAUUUUCUGAAUGGGUAUGAGACAAAACGGACUGAAAAAAUGGCCGGAGGGAUGAUUAGGGCGCGGAAGAGGAAAAAGGAAGCUGAGAUAAGGCAUGAGUCAAGGGAUGAGUGCUGGAAAUAACCAGCAGAGGGGUCCUGCUGAGUAAUCUCUUAUCAACUGGUCAGUUACCGUAACUCCACAACAGCCCUACACAUACUGUCAACACACACACACACAGAUUGUGAUAUGUUGUGCCUUAAAGUACCAGCCACUAUUCUGGUGCCUUUAGAUUCAGUGCUUUAAAUUUGUGCAAUUUGUUGAUUAUUUCACUUUAUGAUAAGAAACUUUGACUGCUUUCAAACUUGUGUGUUUAGUAGGUAAGCAAAAUAAAAAUUUAACUCUUGCUUAAACUUACACUUCUAAUUACCUUUAUAAAAUGAGACAGAUAGCUGUUUAGCUGAGUUAAGCAUAAAAACUGUUGAAUAAAGACACAGUUUAGCACAUAAUAUCUAUUUUUUUUAAUCCAGCUGAAGUGUUAAAGAAUCAGUGGAAAAUCCAGUAAAUACUGUCUCUUGGAAGGAGUGAUCCAGCUCAUGACCUGAAAAAUGUUCCUUUUGCAUAUGUGGUGAAAGGAAUAUGUAAAACUACAACUUGUAAUAUUUACUUUUUAAAAAAUAAACAUCAGUAUCAUUUUUAGACCUACAUGGGGUGCUGGCAGAUUUUAGCAUUUGGAGAGUGUCAGGCUAGCUUUUCUUCCUCUUUUCAAGCUUCAUUUAUGCUUUUGUAUUGAGGUUAAGUACUGUAGCUGCAGCAGCUGCAUGCAUAGACUGUGUUAACACUCCGUAGCUGAAACAUACCUUAACAGAAAUGUGAAUAUCUUGGCUACAGAGAUACUGCACAGGGCUUGCAAGAAUAGCGACUGGCUAAUAUGGGUUGCUUUUGUUUUCUGUGACAACAUUUUGACGGAGAGUCUGGCCCUCUUCAUAGCUAGCAUUAAAAUAUAUAAUGAGUGAUCAGUUCACAUCUGACUGUGCGCGUGUGUUACAAGUGUCCAUUUGCUUUAUCAAACCUUACUUUGCCACUCUGCAUACAAAUAAAUAUGUGACCUACAGAGUUUCUGCUAGCAAAAAAUCUAAUUUGGCGUCCUGUGCAAAUUAAGUUUGUAAACCUGAAUCUGCCUGAAUCUGAAUUACCCUUUCAAUGUAUUUUUUUACCUGUAUAAUUAACAAAUAUCUAGAUAAAAAACUGUCUAAAAAUAACCAUCCAAAAAACCCAGUAAAGAACCAGUUGAACAGGUGGUUAUUCAGUGAGGCUCUGCUCACGUUUGAGUUCAAACUACUAAAAAGAGGCAUCUUGGCUACAUUCAAACCUGCGCUCAGAGCUGCCUACUUUAGACUGGAUCAGCUUAGAUAUAUGAUCCAAAUGUGAACAGUGAUCACAGUGAUUACAAUAUGAGCAAAGUUGUUUUUUUUUCUGUUUGUUUGUUUGUUUUUUUUGUCCAGCCUUUUGUUUUUUUUGCUAUCAAAAUGCUGAACUAUUUCUUUAAGCAACAUCACAUUCUUCAGAACAAAGAUCCAAGACACUGCACUUCACCCCAUAAUGAGUACAAAGGUUUCUUUUUCUGAAUAAAUCUGUUGAUAAGUGUUUGAAAUGUGCCUUAGAUGACAUGAUGAAAGGUUAUGGAUCAUAUCAACACUAUUUAUUGAGCAAGAUAUUUAUUUAUUUCUUUUUGUCCAGUGUGUGAAAAUACUGUAUUGUAACUCGAGAGAGAAU
Melanotaenia boesemani (Boeseman's rainbowfish) is the source of this 3924-nucleotide messenger RNA. It is a transcript of the gene clcf1, whose product is annotated as cardiotrophin-like cytokine factor 1. Bases 214 to 1689 code for a protein of 491 amino acids. The transcript has 4 exons. NCBI's taxonomy places the organism in Eukaryota, Metazoa, Chordata, Actinopteri, Atheriniformes, Melanotaeniidae. The record is from RefSeq and is a predicted model, not a curated record.